Acyrthosiphon pisum (pea aphid) is the source of this 1066-nucleotide messenger RNA. It is a transcript of the gene Nthl1, whose product is annotated as Nth-like DNA glycosylase 1. The record is from RefSeq and is a predicted model, not a curated record. NCBI's taxonomy places the organism in Eukaryota, Metazoa, Arthropoda, Insecta, Hemiptera, Aphididae. Gene Ontology annotation, cellular component: nucleus. Gene Ontology annotation, biological process: base-excision repair; nucleotide-excision repair; base-excision repair, AP site formation. Bases 155 to 997 code for a protein of 280 amino acids. Gene Ontology annotation, molecular function: 4 iron, 4 sulfur cluster binding; DNA-(apurinic or apyrimidinic site) endonuclease activity; oxidized pyrimidine nucleobase lesion DNA N-glycosylase activity. The transcript is spliced from 5 exons.
UUAAAAACUUAAAACUCCGAACAAUUUUUUUUUUUAAUUUUAAGUAAUUACAUGUUUAUUUAGUUACAACUUACUUAGUAUUACAUUAAUAUACUAAGACUAGGUCAAGUAUCUGUUCUGAAAUUAUAAUAGAUAGGAUUUCAUUUUAAUUACCAUGCUUCGAUCUUUGAGGAAUAAACGUUCAUUGACUGAUAAAAUUGAUUCUAAUAGGGUUGAAAAUAAUGAGCAAGUCGUCAAAAAGAGAAAACAUUUGACAAUAAAAUCUGAUACUAAUGAAAUAACUUCGGAUUCUAAUUGGAAGCCACCAAAUUGGGAAAAGACAUUGGAUAAUAUAAGAAAAAUGCGUAAAGAUAUUGUUGCACCUGUAGACAAUAUGGGAUGUGAUCAAGCUGCAGACCUAAAUGAACCACCAGAAGUGGUUAGAUAUCAUGUACUAAUUUCAUUGAUGUUAUCAAGUCAAACAAAAGAUGAAGUAAAUUUUGCAGCUAUGCAACGUUUAAAACAGCAUGGCUUGACUGUUGAUAAUAUUUUGGAAACGUCAGAUGAUCAUUUAGGAAAACUCAUUUAUCCUGUUGGAUUUUGGAAGACAAAAGUUCAGUACAUCAAACGCACAACUCGUAUAUUAAAGGAUACAUAUAAUGGUGACAUACCAAACACAAUAAAAGACCUAUGUCAGUUGCCUGGUAUAGGACCUAAAAUGGCUCAUCUCUGUAUGAGUUGCGCCUGGAAUGAAGUUACUGGAAUUGGAGUGGACACUCAUGUGCACAGAAUAAGUAAUCGUUUGGGAUGGGUAAAGAAAGCUACCAAGACACCAGAAAACACGCGUAUUGCUUUAGAAUCUUGGUUACCUAAAGAGCUUUGGCGUGAAGUUAAUCAUAUGUUAGUUGGAUUUGGACAGACAAUAUGCAGACCCAUAGGUCCUCAUUGUGAUUCUUGUUUAAACAAAAAAACUUGCCCUUCUGCUGUAUCAAAUAGCACAACAAUAAAAAAGAAAUAAAUAUAUUUUUUUUUAUUAUUAUUUAUUAAUAACCUAUUUUCAGUAAUUAUUAAAAUCUCAUUAAUAUUA